CGUCUGAAUCGGAUUUUCCCCUGCGUUUUCUGCCUUUUCCUCUUCUCUCCACAAUUCUUUUCUUUGACUAUUACUCUCUCUCUAAUACUUUUCCUUCUAGGGUUCUUUUCUUCUUCUACUCCUCCUUCCUCCUUCCUCCUCUCCAUAAAAGUCUCAAGCUUUCUCAUCCAUUAUCCUCAAGCUCACUCAGCCACACAUACCCACAAUGGCAAACAUCACUUUCCCUUCUUCUUCUUCUUCUAUGGAUAACCCAGUGGUGUCAGCCGCAUCUUCUUCCUCUGGGGCUCCUGAGGACGCUUUUGAAGACGGCUGCAGUAUAUGCCUCGAGCCCUUCACCACCGCAGACCCUGCGACUAUUACCAGUUGCAAACAUGAAUAUCAUCUUCAUUGUAUUCUUGAAUGGUCUCAAAGAAGUGAAGAUUGCCCAAUAUGUUGCCAGUCUGUUGUCUUAAAGGAUCCUGCCAGCCAAGGGCUUCUAGCUGCAGUGGAGAUUGAAAGGCGCUCAAGGUCAAGGAACAUUUCUUCUGCGGCUCCCACAUCACUUCGUCAUUUCUGUGAAGAUUUCAGUGUUGAGCAUGAUGCUUCUUACUCGGAUGAUGACUCUGAUUUUGAUGAGCGUAUUAUGCAGCAUAUGGCUGCUGCUGCUGCUAGCAGAGCUCGUUAUGUUAGUAGAAGGGAAAUGCAGAGAUCUUCUGGGAUUGGUCCUUCCCAAGUUCUUGUUUUCACAUCUCCUGAAAACACGUCACAGAAAACAUAUGCCACUUCACCAGAAAAUUUUCAAAAUUUAAGUUAUGUAUCACCCCAGGGUGAUUCACUAUCUGGCAUACCUUCCGCUAUUAACAUUCAACCUCCGUCAUCUGUGGAUGUUAAUUUGGUCUCCAGUGCUGCUGUCAACAGAGAUAUCCCUUUUAAACCCAGACUUCUUCACAGCCAGCCACCACCUGAUACUCCAAGAAGGCCAAGCGCAUCUGAGAUAUUCUCCUUUCCAGAGACACUCAAAUCUAAAUUGUCUGCUGCUUCAGCUAGAUAUAAGGAAUCAAUCUCAAAGGGUACCCGGGGCUUUAAGGAGAAGCUACUUGCUCGUAAUGGCUCAGUAAAGGAGCUAAGCAAAGGAGUUCAGCGCGAGAUGACUGCAGGAAUUGCUGGUGUUGCACGAAUGAUUGAACGCCUAGAUCUUAGUUCAAAGCGAACUGGAUCCUCUGUUCCUGUUUCCAGUUGUACUGUGGGCCCUUCAAACUUAUCCUUCAAAGGGAAGGGUGUGGAGGAUAAGGUCGAUGCUCAGUCUCUUGACAAAAAUAGUGGUCUAAUUGCAGAUGAUUUAAGCCCAGAUACAACCUAUAUCUCUGGUGCUAUACCAGCACAGCCAGAGAUUCCUCAUGCACAGAGCGGAUAGAAAGUUGGUGUUUAUCAGCUAUAACCCAGGAGGCAGAUAAUGCAAGUGACGUAGUGUGUGAUAAAACCAAUCCACUGGCUGGUUUUCGUCCGGCAUUGCCUGCCUAUACAUGCAAAGUGGAAACCUUAAUCGGACCAGAUAUUCAGAUAUUGUCCUGGCCAACACUGUUUUACUUUCUUCAUAGUUAAAACUGAGAAUUCUGGUGUAAUUUAUUAUCUCCCAUUUACAUCUGCUUUCUGCAACCUUUCUACUUUGCUGUAUGAACUGUUUCCAACCUUACAUGUUUGGUAAAA
This is a messenger RNA of Alnus glutinosa, 1686 nucleotides long. Its product is annotated as E3 ubiquitin-protein ligase RHF1A. The record is from RefSeq and is a predicted model, not a curated record. NCBI's taxonomy places the organism in Eukaryota, Viridiplantae, Streptophyta, Magnoliopsida, Fagales, Betulaceae. Gene Ontology annotation, molecular function: ubiquitin-protein transferase activity. The transcript is spliced from 8 exons. The coding region runs from base 206 to 1393 and encodes 395 amino acids.